Messenger RNA from Parascedosporium putredinis, 792 nucleotides. The record is from the annotation of a GenBank genome assembly. Lineage: Eukaryota; Fungi; Ascomycota; Sordariomycetes; Microascales; Microascaceae.
AUGUACACGGUUGUCUUCCGCGAGGGCAUCAUCAGCUUCCACUUUUCUCCCACGCCCCACGCUGCUAACGUGCGCCGCCGAAUCCGGCAGCUCAAGGAUUACCUGAUGGUGUCGUCGGACUGGAUCUCAUACGCCAUCAUUGAUGACAUCACAGACGUAUUUGGCCCCUUGAUCCACAACAUUGAAGAAGAGGUUGACGAUAUAGACGAGUGUAUCAUGAGUUCAUGGGGUACUGCAGCUAAAAAGGUAGAAAAAGACGACGAGAAGGUUAGCGAUGACGGUUCCUCCAUCACCGAGGUUGUCAACACAGCCGACGUGCUUCGCCGCGCGGGUGACUGUCGAAAACGAGUGAUGAGUCUGUACCGUUUGUUGGGCAACAAGGCAGACGUCAUCAAGGGAUUCGCCAAGAGAUGCAACGAGCAGUGGGAGGUUACACCCCACUCCGAUAUUGGUCUCUAUCUCGGCGACAUCCAGGAUCACAUCCUGACCAUGACGUCCAAUCUCAGCCACUAUGAAAUGAUCCUCGCCAGAGCUCAUGGAAAUUAUCUCGCGCAAAUUAACCUCAAGAUGACAGAGCGCUCGGAGCAGACUGCUGACAGCCUCAACAAACUGACAGUCCUUGGUACCAUCGUCCUCCCUAUGAACAUCAUCACUGGCCUAUGGGGCAUGAACGUCUGGGUGCCCGGCCAAGAGUACGAAGGCGACCUCACUUGGUUUUUCUGCAUCACCCUAGGCCUGAUCUGUUUUGGUUUUGCUUGCUAUUAUGCCGCAAGAAGAGUCUACCUUAUAUGA